Micropterus salmoides (largemouth bass) is the source of this 4431-nucleotide messenger RNA. It is a transcript of the gene nfil3-4, whose product is annotated as nuclear factor, interleukin 3 regulated, member 4. Gene Ontology annotation, molecular function: DNA-binding transcription factor activity; DNA binding. NCBI's taxonomy places the organism in Eukaryota, Metazoa, Chordata, Actinopteri, Centrarchiformes, Centrarchidae. Gene Ontology annotation, cellular component: nucleus. The record is from RefSeq and is a predicted model, not a curated record. The transcript has 3 exons. Gene Ontology annotation, biological process: circadian rhythm; regulation of DNA-templated transcription. The coding region runs from base 385 to 1134 and encodes 249 amino acids.
UGGACAGUCCAAGGUAAAGACAGGAAAACAAGACAUAAAGAGAGAAAGCAUAGAAAGUGGGAGGUGAGAGGGUAGACUGAAAGCAACAAGGCAUUAUCAGCCCCCCUCUGCUUAUAUGAGCAUCCAUCUCGUGACUCAGUCUCAAAGGAGAGUUCCCUGCUCUAAGUUGUAUUUUAGUACUGUGUGAGAGCGAGAUUUAUCGGAAUUAGCUCAUUCUUACCUCUGCAGCAGUGGACUUUCUGCACAAGCUGACAGCUGUGGACUUCUAGUCUAGUCUCUCAGACUCAAAUCAUCUCUGCAUUCAGAAAUACUACGUUGCUUUCAGUGGAGACAAACCAAGAUAAGACGAGGUCUGUGUUGGUUGUUAGGCAUUUUUCAUCUACCAUGGAGUCUUUGUCAUCACCUCUUCACGAAGGCCAAGACAGCCAUAUUGUACAGGUGGAAAACGAACUGGUACGCAAGGGUCCCCGUCGCAAAAGGGAGUUCAUACCUGAAGAGAAGAAGGAUGCCCUCUACUGGGAGAAACGUCGUAAGAACAAUGAGGCAGCCAAAAGGUCACGGGAGAAGAGAAGGAUGAAUGACUAUGUCCUAGAGAGUCAUCUCAUGGCCCUGAAAGAGGAAAAUACCAGGCUUAGUGCUGAAUUACUGGCCAUGAAGCUGCACUUUGGCCUGGUCCACCCUGCAGCCUACACUGCUCAACAGAGUGGCCAACUGCAACACCACGUCCACAGCAGCACCCAGCCUGUCACCAGCAUACACCACCAGCCCCUGCAGAGGGACUACUACUGGGGUGGUAGAGACUCUUCUGCUAUGCCAAGCCACCAACCAUCUCACCCUGUUUUUGUUCCUGCAUAUGCCCUCCAUACCAUGAGAGGCUAUUCAUAUUUGAACACAUCAGGUAAUACUGGCUCUGGCCUCCUCCCUCCCCUUGUCCUCCCUCGAAGUCUCCUGCCCACCCAUUCAGCCAGUCCUGGAGCCCACCUGCUGAAGCCCAUUCCUACAAGAGCCACCUCAGAUGAGGAGGAGGAGCAGCAGGUCCCAGGGGUGUUGUCCCUAUCCUGCUCUGCUCCGCCUCGCAAAAUCACCUCAAAAGACAGAAUCUACUCUCCACCAAGACAGUACAUGUCCGACUGAGGGUCCAAUACAGAAGGGCAUUCUGUAUAAUCGUCAGAUUGAUUGACUGGGAAUCAAAUUCUUCAUUUCUUCUUCACUAUCAAACAUACCUGCUGAAAUUGUAACUUUAAGAGCUCUAUUUUUGUGAAUUAAUGACACAUGGUGCAAAUUAUGCAGAUGAACACAACUGCAGUGCAAAAGGCUCCACACUUUCCAAUAUUUGUGUCACAGCCCACUCUUACGAUUCUAUGUGGGAUGAUCAUUCACACUACAGCCCAUAAAACGUUAAUAAGCGGUUAAAUAGAAGCCAUUCAAGUUCACAACACUCCCUGCUGUGUCACAAAAAUAGAGCUCUGAAGCUACUUCAGCUCUUCUCUGUGUGUGCUUUGUUCCACAUGUCAAAGUUGAAUAAAUGUUCAACUGUGGGUUAUGAAUAAGAUUCAGUACUCACUGAUCUCAACUCACCAUUCUUGCUCUAGAGGACUGUUAACUAUGCAGCUACUCCAAGCCUGCAAACCAUUACCUUUUUUUUUUUUAAUUACAUGUAUGAAUGUUGACAAGAGUUGUGAAAGAACUAGAUGUGGGUCCAUUGUCACUUUGUUUUGUUGAUGGAUAAACAUUACUUGGUGCUAAUGUACAAUGUAAUGUACAAUGUACUGUUAACCAGCAAUUGGAGUCUUGACAAGAUUAAAGCUAGGGUAGGCAAUUUAUUUCAGAAAAUCUUUUGUUAUAUUCGAUGAAAUUCUUUUUACAUCCUGAGAGUAAUGUUCUGACACCAAAAUGAAAUAUAUCCAGUUUCUGUGGCUGUAGCAGGACUGUAAGCAUGGCCAAACUUUUUAUUUGGGCUGAAUGUAAUCAAUGACUGGCCUACCCGCCUGCGUGCACUCCACGUGUGCGCUCACUUCAUAUCAAAAUGUGUUUUGGGGGAAUGGCUUUGAAGGACUGCUUUUAUGAGAAAGGGUGGGAUUUUUUCAGUGGGAUACUUUCAAAGUCUAGCUGUCUCUUGCUAGUUGCCUACCAACUUAAUUGUACAAUUAAGUGUUUUCCUUCUUUUUCCAUACAGUGAAUGCAAUUGAAAAGACAUGUCAAUCCACAUUAAAAAAUGAAAUAAAAGAAAAUAAACUACAAAAAUAAGAAAACAUAUGGGUUUCACCCCAGACUGACAUUACUUACACUGCUGGCUACAACCUCCCUCAUAAUGGAAACAGUGAAGAAUGGUGAUGUAUUUCUUUGGUUUUCCUGUGUGGGCAGAAGUAGUCACCUUCCUUCAUACUGUGGCCACAAUGUGUUUGAAUCUUUCAAAAUUUCAAUAAGCUUGGGGAUGACAUUUUGUUUAAUAUAUUUCAAAUAAAAACAUUAGAACAAUUAAACUUAAGAAUUGUGAACAAGGUCUUAGGAUAAUUCUUCUUUUUUUUUUUUACUGAAGGCUUGCUGGCUACAGUACUCAAAAAAAUAGCAGUCUUUGGUCAAGAGACCGAAAACUAUUGCAUUAGGUUAUAGAAAUGAUAACGAACUAAUCUCUUCUUCCAGUUGGCAUCUGCUGUUUCUUUCAUCUCUUCCAGUCUAUUUAUGAGCCAGCAGCACCCCAGGCUACAGCAGGUUGCUGGCUCUUUGCCUGACAGCGCUGAUGGCAACAUUGCUGCUGGCCAGGCAAACAGCCAGUCCAGCUGGCUCAAAAACAAAGUCAGUGCCAACACAGAAACAAGACAGCAGCUGACUAGUGAGUAAGUGUUUUUGCAAUAUAACACUAUUUUUGUUUAUGGCCUGGAAUGCAAUAGCUUACUGUGGUUUUAACAAUUAAACAUGACUAGUGCAGCUGUUAAUAGGAGGUAGAAGUGCCUAUCGGCAAAUCCAUGCUAAGUUGUAGGAAGGGCCAACAUGAAAAACAAUUUCAUUUUUAUGGCACAUUUGCUUAAAAAUGAGAAGACAGUAAAUAAUUCCCAUUUAUUCCCAUUUAUUCCCAUUCUUAAUAUUUUUAAACUGUGCACACAAAGUGGUUAUUUGGGUCCAUAAAUUAAUUAUUUGUUCCAUGGGAAUACUAAAUUGUCCCCUUAAAUUAUUAAAUUCUUUGUUACGUUAUCUACUUUAUAUUAGCAUUAGAAACUUUAGUUACGGGUUGUGGAUGUUAGUCUGGAAAGGUAACACCAGAUGGCUAGCAGAUAUGUCGAAUGCAGGUGACCUCAAAUUACAGGUUUCAUUUCCUGAAAUUAUUAAGAUAUUGCAUUCAGUAUUUGUCCUUUCCCCCUUAACCCUCUUUCUCAUACAGCUUUUACUGAAAAAUUACAAUGAAUUAGCAUCAAGUACUUCACAGCGCCAACAUCUGGAGCAAGUUACCUAAGCUAGCUCACAAAAAAAUCAUCUAAUGUGUACAAACAGAACAAAGAAAUGUAAUAAUGUCAGACAGAGAUAUGAGACAAAGUGGCCACCCUGGUCAUGUUGGUCUUGCACUGAACAUUUGAAAAAUGCCUUUGUGUGCUUUUUCCCCAGUUUGGAAGCCUCCACUGCCUAUGAAUUUUUGUGUCUUCAAGGGCAAAGUUACUACUGCCAUUAAAAUGUCGCCAUCUCUGUUUCACCCAUAUGGUUUUGCCUGUCAGCAAAGAGCUUCACCAGGAGGUGGCCGCACGGGGUCAGUUUAUGAGUUUCACUCUCAUUGCGCCCCAACAGGCCAGUAAGAGUCGCUAGUGCAGCUACAAGGACGAGAGCACCUCGCGGCGUUCUUCGCACCAGUGAUCAGGCACACCCGGAAGUACCAAAGACACAAACUUGGCCAGCUGUAUCAUCUUUUCUGUUUCCUGCAACCUGCACAAUAGAUGGGGUUAUACAGUAGGCCUACAUUUCUCCUCCACAGUCUGGUCUCUCAUCAAACUAGACUAUCAUAUCCUCUUUUACAGGAGGCCUAGGCACUCAGCAUUCAAAAGCGGUUGUACUGUUUAAACUAUGUGUUCCUGAAUACAUUUAAACACAUUAUUGAUUGUAAUCUUUUUUUGUCUGAUUAGUUUUCCACAGCUGAUUGAUGAAUUAUCUUUUUCAACUCAUAUAUGUGCUGUCACUAAUCUCUAUGCACUGUGUAUUAUGCUUAUUAAUUACAUUUUUUUACAAUAAAGAUUGCAAUUUAUAUGUUACUUUCUGCUGCUUAUGUCUCAAUAGUUAUUUCAGUCCUGCUUUGUGUGGUUCUUUAAGCAACAAAUGAUAAUAAAUACAACAUGUCACUAUAAAGUAAAAUGAGUUUUCCUUAUCCCUGCCCUCCUUUGUCUCCCACUGCAAACAUGCUUGAAUGUUAUCUUAACCUGUUUUCAUAUGCAAAUUAAACCCUACAUG